AUGAUGUCCUUCGGGGGCUCCACUGAUCCCUGCGCGCUCUGCAGCCUCUACAGCAUCGGCAAAAUCGGAGGGCAGCAGAACAAGACUUACACCAAGCUCCUGUGUGAUCUGAUGUCCAAGCACCUGCAUGUAUCUGCAGACAGGGUCUACAUCAACUACUUUGACAUGAAUGCUGCCAAUGCCCAGGCCCGGCAGCGCAGGAGGCAGCAGGAGGGAGGGGAAGGGGCGUCCGGAGGAGCCGGGCCCGGGGAACAACCCGAGGCAGGAAAGAGAAAGAGGGAGAGUGAAGAGCAGUGCGGUGCGCGGGGCCAGAAGAAGCCAAGGAAGCAGCGAGAGACUCGCAGCCCUGCUGGAGAGGGGCCGGGUGCUGCGGAGGCAGCAGGGGGCGGCACCGCCGCGGCGGGAAAGAAGGAAAACGGGAGAAAAUCGCGAGUGCGGCAAGAGAGGAGUGAAGCAGAGUCUGAAGAAGACAUCACACCACAGGACAACAGGAGUAACCUUAGCAAUAAACCUGCUAAAAGGAAGAAGAGGGAUGAGGAAACCAGGAGAACUGAAACAGGGGAGGAAGAGAAUNNGGAAAGAGCUGAAGGAGAUCAAAGCACCAAGGAGGAGCUGACCGUAGCAGCCUCAGAGGAAGAGGCAAAACCUCCACCCUCCAGUUUUGAGGUUCUUGGGGACUAUGACAUAAAGCCAGUGCAGAAGGUUCAGCCCUUCUUACCACACUGGAUUGCCCAACCCAAACUGGUGCAGAAACGGAUCAAGGACAACCUGGUUCCAAUUGGAGAUGUCCCAGGAAUUCAUCCCCGGCUGCUGAAAAAGCUGCAAAUGAACGGGAUCGAGUCCUUCUUUCCAGUUCAGGCACAGGUGAUUCCUGCUAUCCUCCAGAGUGCAGCCAGUGGGUACCUGGUGGGGCAGGGGGGAUACCGCCCCAAGGACAUCUGCGUCUCGGCUCCCACGGGCAGUGGGAAAACCCUCUCCUUUGUCAUACCCAUAGUACAGGUUCUGCUGGACCGAGUCGUGUGCCAAGUACGAGCUCUGGUUUUGCUGCCCACCAAAGAGCUGGCACAGCAGGUGAGUAAAGUGUUCAACAUUUACACUGAUGGGACAGGUCUGAAGGUCGUUUUGAUUACUGGCCAGAAACCUUUUGCAAAGGAGCAGGAGAUGCUUAUCCAGAAAAAAGUGACAGGCUACUGCAGCCUGGCUGACAUCAUCGUGGCCACGCCAGGGCGGCUCACGGAUCACAUCAGCCAGACCCCAGGGUUCAGCCUGGCGCAGCUUCGCUUCCUGAUUGUUGAUGAAGCUGACCGUAUGAUCGAUGACAUGCACCAGAACUGUCUGAACCAAGUUGUCAAAGCUGCAUUCCAAGUAGAAAAUUGCUCUGGCUCCAAAAUGCUUUUUCAGAGGACCAAGCCAGGGCCUGUAACAGCAGCCAGCUCCUGCUCUCCUCAGAUACCCUUACAAAAACUGCUGUUUUCAGCCACCCUGACCCAGGACCCAGAGAAGCUGCAGCAGCUGGACUUAUUCCAGCCUCGCCUCUUCACAUCUGUCUAUUCUGAGAAAAAAACUCUUGGAGAUGGAGCAGAGGCUGAACAAGAUACUGACAAGAAAUACACACUCCCUGAGGGGCUCUCGCAAUGUUACGUGCCUUGUGAUCUGAAUUCCAAGCCUUUGCUCCUCUUGCAUUUCAUGCUGAUAAAGAAAUUUACCCGCGUGUUGUGCUUCACCAAUUCCAGGGAAGCUUCUCACAGAUUGUUCCUGCUGGUUAAAGCCUUUGGUGGAGUCACUGUGGCUGAGUUUUCUUCUCGGUUACCUCCAAAUGAGAGACGGAGAACCAUGAAGGAGUUUGAGCAAGGAAAAAUACAACUGUUAAUCAGCACAGAUGCCACUGCACGAGGGAUUGAUGUUCAAGAAGUGAAUUAUGUCAUCAACUACGAUGCGCCGCAGUUCAUCAGGACCUAUGUUCACCGAGUUGGAAGAACAGCUCGUGCAGGAAAAGUGGGUGUUGCUUUCAGCUUGGUCCUUAGAAUUCAGGAGCGCAGGUUUCUGCGGAUGCUGAGGGAUGCUGGCAUCCAGGACAUAAAAAAGCACCCAGUGAAGGGUAACUCGUUAAAGCCAUUGCUGCAGCAAUAUGAAGAAGCUCUGUGUAAGCUUGAGAAGACAGUCAAGAAUGAGCGAGCACAGAAACGAGCCUGA
Messenger RNA from Chaetura pelagica (chimney swift), 2193 nucleotides. It is a transcript of the gene DDX51, whose product is annotated as DEAD (Asp-Glu-Ala-Asp) box polypeptide 51. NCBI's taxonomy places the organism in Eukaryota, Metazoa, Chordata, Aves, Apodiformes, Apodidae. Gene Ontology annotation, molecular function: ATP binding; nucleic acid binding. The transcript is spliced from 18 exons. The record is from RefSeq and is a predicted model, not a curated record. Gene Ontology annotation, cellular component: nucleus. Bases 1 to 2193 code for a protein of 730 amino acids.